AUGAAGAACGGAUUGGAUGAACAAUUGGAGGCCAAAAUAGCCGACCGUAAUGAACGUGCUAAAAAAAUUUAUCGGCAUGUUACUGACGUUUCGAGACGUAUUGGAGAGGCAACUACCUCAUGCCAUAGUGUUUCAGAUCUCUUUACUACGAAUAUUGAAAUACAAAGGCAAAAGCUUCGUGAAAACUGUGAAAAGCUAUUCUUUCUUGAUCCCCUAAACUAUGCAAAGAAAUCUUUAGAACUUCUUUGGCGUAAAGUUUAUUAUGAAACAGUAUGUGCAGCAAAAAAGUUCCGUGAAUCUAAUAAUGAAUUUGAUGGUUAUUUGUUUACUCAUAUUAUGAGUGGAAUUGGUAAUUUUCAUCAUUUUAUAACCAGGAUAGAGUCUGAAAUGAGAGUAAAGAUAAAAGAUCUAGACUAUAUGCCUUUAGAUGUUGAUGCAGAGAAUGUUGAAACAAAUCAGACAUUGAAUGACGAUGAGUUGCAGCUUGCUAGAUCAUUACUGUUUUCUUGCUUAAUUUACCUUGGUGACUUAAGCCGCUAUCAAGUGGAAAUUUUUAAUAUAUUUGAUCAAUCAAUAGCUGCCCGUUAUUAUCUACAAGCUGCUCAGGUGGAUUUGUGUUCAGGUAUGCCUUACAAUCAAUUGGGUAAUUUGUUUUUAGACAAGAAUUACAACCUAGACUCUGUAUGCUAUUAUAUUCAUUGCUUGAGUACAGUAGCACCUUUUGAGGGAGCUAUGGGCAAUCUGAUAAAAAUUUUUGAAAAAAAUAACCAAUUUCUUGAAACACUUGGUGAUUCAGAAUCAUGCACCCAAACUGAACAUAUUCAAAAUACAAUAGCAGAGUUCCUUUCGUUAACUGAAAUAUGGUAUCUUGGUAAAGAAGAUUCAAGCAUUCCAAAGUUGUGUAGUAACAUAGCUCAGAAACUAAAACUAGGAAUUGACUUCAAUAUUAAUCCUUUACCAGAUAUAAAUAAAAAUUAUACUGAGUAUUCACAAGCCAUUGAAGAGGAACAAAUUAAUCCCUCUUAUUUAAACUCUAAUUUGAUCCACAAUAUUGUAGAAAUAUGUCUUUUUACAAAUGCAAAAAUAAUUGAGACAGAUGAGCCUAAAGCCUUUGCUUGUAAAGCUUUUACUUUGGCAUUUUUAUCUCAGUUGCUACAAAAAUUACACAAACAUUUGGAAUCACUUGGACUUAAAAGUCCAGCAUAUAAGUACAGACCAAGAACACAGUUGAGACAAAUAUCAGAAGAAAAUAAAAAUGAAAAUGAUGAACCAAAAACAACAGUUGAUAAUAUAAUUGUAAACGGAUUAAAAAUAAAUGAACCAUAUAAUGGGACUAGCCCAAAAGCCAAAGAAUCUGAUAAUGAAGAUUCUAAAGUAAUUAAUGGAGAAGCAAAAAAUGCAAAAAAAAUAUUGACCAAGCGCAGAAGACGUCGUCGAAUUAUAUCUUCAGAAAGCUCUGAUGUAAGUGAUGCGGAUACUGAGAGUAGUGAAAUUGAAAGUGAUAAAUCUGCAUCAGAUGAUGAUGAAAUAUCUGAUUCUACUUAUGAGUCAGAAGAUAAUUCCAAAAGUGAAGAUUCACUGUAUGAAGAAACAGAUGAAGAUGUUCAUAUUAAUGGAAAUAAUGAAAAUGAUACAUAUAAUCAAACAAAGGAGAGUAAGCUCACUAAAAUAGAACAAGAACCUAAGACGAGUUUCGAAAAAAGCAUUCAUAAUGAAUCUCAAAGUAACAAUGAAAACAAAUUAGACAUUGAAGGAAUUCAAGCCUUUUUAUUGGGUAAUAAUUUCUUACCAAGUAUCAAAUUGUUACAAGAUUGGGUGCUGACAGAAAAGGACCUUAUCAUCUCUUGUGGUGAGAGUGGUGAAUCUUUAUUCCAGUGUGUUGUAGAUUUACUUAACAUUUUUUUAUAUUAUUUCAAUUCUAAAAGUGAAAAGCUUCCAAAAGAGGAUUGUAAGGUUUUGGACUAUGCAAAAAUUGUUGUGAGGAAAUUAAAACUUGAAUACAAAACUAUUCCAUUGCCAGAAGAUAUCAAUUUACGUGGCACUAAUAUAUGCAAAUUUGACAAGGAUGCUGCAGAAUGGCAAAUAUUACUGAAAUACAAACCUUCCAUUUAUGAAGAAAAUAUAAUCAGAAUGUUAAACUUUAUAGAUUUUGGAUACCAGAUUGCUAAGAUUGUACCUAGGAUAAGAUACAACAGAACCAUGAAAAUAUUUUAUUUAAAAAAACUCUUAGCUCCAAAGAUUAGCACAAGGGUAAAUCACAAAAGAAGCAGGGAAUGGCACAACUCAAAAAAAACGAUGGAAUCUAGAGAGGGUGGAUUACUUCGGCGUUUAGGGCGUCUGUGGUUAGCCUCACAAGUGAAAGAGUUAGAGCGUACUGGCCACACUCCAGUACCAUCUCUUCUUGCUCUCGACACGGCUACACUGUAUAAACAUCUGAAAAGAGUGAAGCAACUGCUGAGAACACGUAACUUUAUAUUUUUAAUUCCGACAGUAGUAUUGCAAGAACUUGAUGAAUUGAAACGGGAACGAAGCUCAGCUAGAGAUGCAAUACGCUGGCUUGAAAUCCAACUGAAAAGUGGAUCGCGAUUUCUUAGGACGCAGCGUCCAGGACAGUCUAGACCUUUGCCCUUACUAAAAUACCCGCGAAAGGCACCUCCACAUGUACACAACUUUAUUCAACUAUUGGAGUUUUGCAACCAUUUCAUUGAAAACGAAAAACAAAACCAAGGUGGAAACGGAGAUCCCGAUAACUUGGUACAAAGCAAGACUGCACCAUUAUUGAUACUGUUGGUAGGAAACGAACCAGGUAAUGACGAAGAGCAAUACAAAGAGUUUAGUUUGAUGGGCGCCGCCCACUCUGCGGGUAUUUCGGUCGAGUACAUCGGCGACUUCUAUAUGAAGUGGCGCAAAACUGUUCAUAAAAACGGGAAAAAAAGAUGA
Molecule: messenger RNA, 2940 nt
Organism: Parnassius mnemosyne (clouded apollo)
Lineage: Eukaryota; Metazoa; Arthropoda; Insecta; Lepidoptera; Papilionidae
Source: the annotation of a GenBank genome assembly